This is a messenger RNA of Botrytis deweyae, 3789 nucleotides long. RefSeq lists its product as uncharacterized. NCBI's taxonomy places the organism in Eukaryota, Fungi, Ascomycota, Leotiomycetes, Helotiales, Sclerotiniaceae. Gene Ontology annotation, molecular function: DNA binding; protein binding; ATP hydrolysis activity. Gene Ontology annotation, biological process: sister chromatid cohesion. The record is from RefSeq and is a predicted model, not a curated record. The coding region runs from base 1 to 3789 and encodes 1262 amino acids. Gene Ontology annotation, cellular component: cohesin complex; chromosome; nucleus. The transcript is spliced from 5 exons.
AUGGGAAAACUCAUACGCCUCGAGCUUUUUAAUUUCAAGUCGUAUAAGGGGCACCAUGUACUCUUGUUUGGAGACUCGUAUUUUACCUCCAUAAUCGGUCCAAACGGCUCUGGAAAAUCGAAUUCCAUGGACGCGAUCUCUUUUGUUCUAGGCAUCAAAUCGUCUCAUUUACGAUCUGCACAAUUGCGAGAUCUCGUAUACCGCGGAAGAGUAUUGAAAACCUCAAAAAUCAACGACGAUGGAUCCGCGGUUGACCCAACUGCCAAUGGACUCGCAAAUGGGGAUGGGGAAGGUUCGGAUGAGGAAUCACAAUCCCAAAAACCAGCGCGCAACGAUCCCAAGAGUGCGUGGGUUAUGGCUGUUUACGAAGAUGAUCAAGGCGAGGAACAGAAAUGGAAGCGUUCAAUCACAAACCAAGGUGCCAGUGAAUAUCGCAUCAACGAUCGCGUCGUCACCGCACAAGCAUACAAUGAUGCCCUUGAAUCAGAAAACAUAUUGAUUAAAGCUCGAAACUUUUUGGUGUUUCAAGGCGAUGUUGAAGCUAUUGCGUCGCAAUCACCGAAGGAUCUGACCCGACUCAUCGAACAAAUAUCUGGCAGUCUGGAAUACAAAGCUGAAUAUGAAAGAUUACAAGAGGAGGCAGAGAAGGCAGCAGACGAGCAAAAUUAUAGCCUCCAUCGCAGACGUGGCAUUAAUUCCGAGAUCAAGCAGUAUCAAGAGCAAAAGAAAGAGGCUGAGGCCUUCCAGAACAAGGCAGUGGAAAAGGAUGAAGCCAUCAUUGAGCACAUCUUAUGGAAGUUGUACCAUUUUCAAAGAGUGAUGGACGAGUCGAGCGCUAGCAUUCAAGAACACCAGGAAAACCUGAAGGAGUACCGCCGUGGCGUGGAAAAGUAUCAGAAUAACUUGGAUGCGGCUAGAGCAGAACAAGCCAAGGUUAACAAAGAUGCUAGCCGGAUAGAGCGAAAUAUUAAGCGGAAGGAAAAGGAGCUCGAGGAGAAGGAAGUUGAGUUGGUACCAUUUGAUGAAAAAAUCAAGACUGUCACAUCUCAAAUCGAAAUGUUGAGAAGAAAGUCGGUCCUCAUAGGAAAAGAGCGGGACGACAAGUCCGGGAAAAUUGCGAAACUUAAAAAGGACCUCGCGUUGGUUGAAAAGGCACAGAAACAAUUCGAGGUCCAGUGGCAGGAAACUCUUAAAAAUCAGGGAAAGCAAUUAAGUGACGAUGAUUUCAAGGAGUACCAGAAGCUUAAGUCCGAAGUCGUCAAGAAGACAUCCGAGGAUCAAGCUAAGCUUGACAACCUGGUCCGCCAAUUGAAAACCGACGAAGUAACCGCGAACAGUCUGAAAGGUAAAAUGGAGGCUGCGCAGGCUUCGGUAGAAAAGCUCCAAAGUGAGUUGGACACCAGCAUGAGACGCAGAGACAACCUCAAGGAGUCGAUUGCCGAGACAACUAGGGACAGGAACGCCAAGAGAGAGGAGCAUAACUCUCUCAGGUCAGAACGCGUUCGACACAACCAAUUGAAGACUGACCUCGAAGAAAAACUUCAAGAAAUUCUCAAACAAAUCAAAGAGGGUGAAUACGGGCGAAGAGAGGGCGAGAAGGAGAGAAGAGUCAAAGAAACAAUAACCGAAAUGAAGCGAAUAUUCCCUGGCGUUAAAGGACGGAUCGGCGACCUUUGCAAGCCUAAGCAGAAGAAAUUCGAAGAAGCUGUAAGUACAGCUCUUGGUCGAGACUUUGACUCCAUUGUUGUCGAUACGGAGAAGACUGGUACCGAGUGUGUGCAAUGGUUGAAAGAUCGCAAAAAGUCCCCUAUGACUUUUAUCCCUUUGGACAAUAUCAAGGUCAACGCAACAAACUCUUCGUUGAAAGGACUGGCAAAGGCCCGCCUGACUAUUGAUACAAUUGAUUUUGACUCGUCUGUCGAAAGAGCUAUGUCUUAUGCAUGUGGAAGCUCGAUUGUCUGUGAUGAUAUUGCAACAGCCAAAGACAUAUGUUAUCGGAAAAAGCUUCAAGUCAAAGCUGUAACUCUGGAUGGUGUCAUGAUCGCUAAAGCUGGUAAUAUUACUGGUGGACGUGUUCCCGAAGGACGUGGUAACAAGCGAGCUUUCGGUGAUGCUGAGAUGGAUAAGCUCAGGGCUCUUGAGGAAAAAUAUACUCGCGAGAUCAGGGCACUAGAUGCCAACAAAAAGAGAACAGGCGAGGAGGAGCAAUUGACGAACGCCAUCAACAACCUACACCAGAAGGUUACCUAUGAGCAGAAUGAAUUGGUCGAAUUUGAGAAGAACAUUGCCAGUGAACAAAAGAAGCUAAAUCAUGAACAACGCCAAUUAGAAGAUGUAGAGCCCAAGUACGAAGAAAGGAGUGCAGAACUUGAAAAGUCUCGGCGAAAGGUGGAAGAGUUUCAACGGGCUAUCGCGAAAGUUGCGGACAAGAUCUUCUCCAAUUUCUGCAAGAGAACUGAAUACUCAAAUAUUAGAGAUUAUGAAGCACAGCAAGGUAGUCUCGAGCAAGAGGCUUUGGAGAAGAAGAAUGAGUUUGAGAAACAAAAACAAACGUUGAAAAGCCAGGUGGCUUGGGAAGACAAUCACCUAUUGGAAAUUAAGACACGCCUAGCUAACCUUGAGAACAACAUUGAGAAGUUUGAAUCCGACAUUGAGGAAUACGAGGCAGGAAAAGAAAAACUUUCGCAGGCGAUGGAUGAAGAUCGAGCAGCCGUGACUGAGUUGGAGGAUGCCCUUCAGAAACACAAAGAAAAACUCGCGGCAAAAACUGAUAAAGUCAAUGUCGCAAGGCACGACCUGCAAAAAGCGAGCAAGGGAAUUGAUGAGCGUACAAAAUCCAUCACGACUCUUGAGACGGUAGCUCAGCGAACCAGCGCGAACCGAUAUGCUUUGUUACGACGCUGCAAGAUGGAACAAAUAGCUGUGCCAUUGACAGCGGGCUCGAAGUCUUUAGAUAGUCUUCCUGCGAACGAGAGCUUGCAACAAGAGGACCCCGACGCCAUGGAUGUUGAUGAAGGCGAUCAGCCCCCCGAGGAAAUUAUCAACGAUUACGGCAUAGAUGUGGAUUUCGAUGGGCUUUCAGAUGACUUGAAAAAUCCCGAUGACGAAGAUGUUGAGGAGCAACUGCAAGAAAAGAUUUCUACCCUCAACUCAGAACUUGAGAAACUCAACCCCAACAUGCGAGCGAUUGAGCGACUGGAUGUUGUCGAGACACGUCUUAGAGAUACUGACAAGGAUUUCAACGCCGCUCGUGAUGCUGCAAAAGCUACUCGUGAUGCAUUCAAUGAAAUCAAGGAGAAACGAUAUGAUCGCUUCAAUAAAGCUUUCGCACAUAUAUCCGAUCAGAUCACUCAUGUGUACAAAGAUCUUACACGCUCAGCCACUUUCCCUCUCGGCGGUCAGGCAUAUCUUGAUAUUGAAGAUAGCGACGCCCCGUAUCUCUCUGGUAUCAAAUAUCACGCCAUGCCACCACUUAAACGUUUUCGUGACAUGGAGCAUCUAUCCGGUGGUGAGAAAACUAUGGCAGCCUUGGCUUUACUGUUCGCAGUCCAUAGUUACCAACCCUCACCAUUUUUCGUAUUGGAUGAAGUCGAUGCUGCUCUUGACAAUGCGAACGUAGAAAAGAUCAGAAAUUACAUCAAGGAGCAUGCAGGACCUGGCAUGCAAUUCAUCGUCAUUAGUUUGAAGACUGGACUAUUCCAAGGAAGUGAGAGUUUAGUCGGCGUUUUCAGAGAUCAGGAAGUUAAUAGCUCGAAAACUUUGACGCUUGAUUUACGCAAAUACGCAUGA